UUCAUGCAAAAGUUGCAGGAAAGAUCUCCCUCUGACUGCUGAUCUCGUUUCCAUGGAAACGACACCAUAACGCUGUGGCGAACUCACUCAGUGACGUUCACUUGUCCCCAGCACAAACUGUUAAACGGAGAGCAGGAUGUCGGAGGGAGAGGAGGCCGGGACGCUGUCGGAGGGAGAGGAGGCCGGGGCGCUGUCGGAGGGAGAGGAGGCCGCGGCGCUGUCGGAGGGAGAGGAGGCCACGGCGCUGUCGGAGGGAGAGGAGGCCGCGAAUGAGGAUGGACAGGAGGAAAAUAUGUCCGACAAAGAGGACCAGAUCGAGCCAUGCCCUCUGACCAAGGAGAUUCUGAUCCCCGGGUUGUCUCUUUUGUGUCGCACCGGGAACGGCCUGGCACACGCCUUCGUUAAGCUCCAACUGGAAAACAGACGUCUGACAGACAUGGUCCUGGUCAGCUCAUUUGUCCACCUGCGUUUCCUGGACGUGUCAUCCAACCACCUCUCUGACCUUUCACCCCUGGCUGCCCUCACACAGCUGCUGUGGCUGAAGGGCGAUGGUAACAUGGUGGCCGGGUUCAGAGGUCAGCCCUUGGGUCAGCUGACAUACCUACAGUGGCUGAGUCUGGCCCUGAACCGCCUCAAAGACCUGGAAGGCCUAGAAGGUCUCGGCCUAGAGAGCCUCAACCUCAUUGGUAACGGUAUCCAGAGGGUGUCGGGGCUACGGUACCAUCACCUGACCAACCUGGUGACUCUGGAACUGAGAGGAAACAAACUGGAGACCACCGACGGGAUAUACCUACCCAACCUCCGACGCCUCUACCUGGCCCAGAAUACUAUCAAGCGACUGGAGGGUCUGGGUAAGCUGGAGCGUCUGACCACCCUGCACCUCCGAGACAACCAACUGGAGACUCUAGAUGGAAUCAGUCCCAACAUGAAGUCCCUGCAGUACCUCAACAUCAGGGGAAACCUGGUGUCUGCCCAGCGGGCCUUGCGUAGUCUGGUGGGCGUAUCCAGGACAUUGCGAGCGCUGGUCCGCGGAAACCCUCUCGUGGAGACGGAGGACUACCGUCUGUGUGUCCUGAGCCGCCUGCCGUUGCUGGAGCCCGACAAGGAACCCAUCUCUCCUGAGGAGAAGUCUGAGGCCCAGGAGAAACUCAGG
Messenger RNA from Oncorhynchus keta (chum salmon), 1153 nucleotides. Its product is annotated as leucine-rich repeat-containing protein 23-like. Gene Ontology annotation, molecular function: protein binding. The record is from RefSeq and is a predicted model, not a curated record. NCBI's taxonomy places the organism in Eukaryota, Metazoa, Chordata, Actinopteri, Salmoniformes, Salmonidae.